CGUCCGAAAGCGCGCGCGCGCGCCUGAGAAAGAAAUUCGGAUCGAGAGCGCGUGCCUGGCCCGGCGGCGAUUGCGUUCCCGAGAAAAGACCGAUCUUCAGGAUCGCCAUGGCGGAGGCUUUUGCCGGCGUCUGGAAGCUGGUCGAGAGCGUCAAUUUCGACGAGUAUAUGAAAGCUCUCGAGGUGAACUUUGCCACAAGACAGAUUGCCAAUUUGACCAAACCCACCACCAUUAUUGAGGUGAAUGGCAUCAACGUGACCAUCAAAACCCAGAGCACUUUCAAGAACACAGAGAUCUCCUGUGUACUGGGAGAAGAAUUUGAUGAGACAACAGCAGAUAGCAGGCAUGUCAAGUCCAUUAUAACACUAGAUGGAGGGAAACUGGUUCAUGUGCAAAAAUGGGAUGGAAAGGAGACCUCACUUGUUCGAGAAAUAAAAGAUGGAAAACUAAUUUUGACUCUGACAAUGGGUGAUGUGGUCUGCACUCGCACCUACCAUAAAGAGAACUAGAGUUUCUACCUCCUUCCUACUACCAAUUUUUCACUGCCAAAUGCCGGUGGGUUUUUUUUUUCUUCCUGCGUUUUGUACACUUACUGACGUUUUGGAGACCAUUCAGUAUCCAACUUGAGCUCUCUUCACAAGUGCCAGUCACCUUGCCCUUUAUGGAGUUUUGUGUGUGCGCGCACAUUUUUAAUACUGAAGAGAUCUUUAAAAAAAAGUAGAGAAUAAUAAAGUGAAGCAGUUACAUAAAAA
This is a messenger RNA of Python bivittatus (Burmese python), 752 nucleotides long. It is a transcript of the gene FABP3, whose product is annotated as fatty acid binding protein 3. Gene Ontology annotation, molecular function: lipid binding. Lineage: Eukaryota; Metazoa; Chordata; Lepidosauria; Squamata; Pythonidae. The record is from RefSeq and is a predicted model, not a curated record.